GGAGGACCGGACUCACUGGUGCGCGCUUUCGGCCGGGAGCGAGUCCCAGCCUAGCGUCGCCACGUUGUGGGUCGCUGUGAACGUCACCCUGACACCUGACGCUUUGGAGUGCUGGGGCCUGAAGUUCUCAGGGCUGAAUUUACAAAGAAAGGAAGACCUCUAAAAAGUCUUUGGAAACAUCUUUAAGUAUCCAAUGCUGUAUAAACAACAAAACAGAAACAGAUCCCAACCAAAGUAAUUGAAUGUUUGAGUCAGGUUUCUGUAUGCCAUUAAAUUCUGUCCAGAAAUUGAAGUAUCUUCCUUUGAAUUUAAGGAUUGUGUGAGUAUAAGAAGAGGAUGGCCUUUCAGUUUAAUUUCAGUAUCGAAGGCCAUCUGGAAAAUAAAUUAACACCCCUUGGUGAUGGAACUUUGACCCUCGAUUCCUCAAAAGAAUCAUCAGUUUCCAAAAGUCAAAAAGGAAAUCAGAAGGACAGAAAGCAUUCUGAGGAAGAGCAGGCUGACUUACCUCAGGAAUGCUUGUGGGAAUGUUCAUCUGUAGGAAAUGUGGGAAAUGCAGCUCCUGCUCAGGACACUGACAGUCAACGCAGUUUGGCCCACAGUUCUGGUGACUUGGAGCGGAGGGAAAAGCAGCCAUCUUUGAGAGUUGCCAAAGAACAUGCUCUGCCUAAAGAUUUAAAGCAAGUCUUAGAAAAUAAAGUCAUAGAAAUAUUGCCAGGUGUCUGGGAUACUAACAUAGCAGUAGUGAAAACCAUCUUGUUGAAAGAGAAGUUCCCUGGAGAAAACAUAGUUUCCAAAAGCCUUUCUUCUCACUCUGAUCUAAUUCCGGGUAUUUAUGAAGGAGGCUUAAAAAUCUGGGAAUGUACCUUUGAUCUCUUGGCUUAUUUCACAAAGGCAGAAGUGAAAUUUGCUGGGCAAAAAGUGUUGGAUCUUGGCUGUGGAUCAGGAUUGCUUGGUAUAACUGCAUUCAAAGGAGGGGCAAGAGAAAUCCAUUUUCAAGAUUAUAACAGUUUGGUGAUUGAUGAAGUGACCUUGCCUAAUGUGAUUGCUAACUUCCCUUCAGAAGACGAUGGGAAUGAUGUCAAUGAGCCAGAAGGAAAAAGAUGCAGGACGUCAACUGUAGCACAAGAAAUAUGUAAAUGCCGGUUCUUCUCUGGGGAGUGGUCAGAGUUUUGUAAGCUUAUAGGAAGUGAAGAGCUCUUUGUAAAGUACGACCUCAUUCUCACUUCUGAAACCAUUUAUAAUCCAGAUUAUUAUAGUACGUUGCACCAAACAUUCCUUAGACUGUUGGGUAAGAAAGGCCGGGUGCUUUUGGCCAGCAAAGCACAUUAUUUUGGUGUUGGUGGCGGUGUCCAUCUUUUCCGGAAGUUUGUAGAAGAAAAGGAUGUAUUUGAGACCAGAACACUCGAAAUAAUUGAUGAUAGUUUAAAGAGGUUCCUAAUUGAAAUAACUUUUAAGUACCCCAGUUAAUAUUCACUGAAUGGCCCAAUGAAAUAAACAGAAUAACCCAGA
This is a messenger RNA of Nannospalax galili (Upper Galilee mountains blind mole rat), 1509 nucleotides long. It is a transcript of the gene Mettl18, whose product is annotated as methyltransferase like 18. The transcript has 2 exons. The record is from RefSeq and is a predicted model, not a curated record. NCBI's taxonomy places the organism in Eukaryota, Metazoa, Chordata, Mammalia, Rodentia, Spalacidae. Bases 337 to 1467 code for a protein of 376 amino acids. Gene Ontology annotation, biological process: peptidyl-histidine methylation, to form tele-methylhistidine. Gene Ontology annotation, molecular function: protein-L-histidine N-tele-methyltransferase activity.